Mycena citricolor is the source of this 4986-nucleotide messenger RNA. Lineage: Eukaryota; Fungi; Basidiomycota; Agaricomycetes; Agaricales; Mycenaceae. The record is from the annotation of a GenBank genome assembly.
AGAGAACCAGUGUGCGGUACGGAUGCUCUGGGGGUAUCACUCCGGGCAAGGGUGGGUUGGUAUUGAUCGGCAUGGUCGAUGUCGGAGAAUUCAGUGGGGACGAGGUUGUCUGUUGGAGACCAGACAUCGUGGGGAGGUUAGGCGGCGGAGAGCGCAGCGUGGCCGGAGGACUGUUGAUGGCUGUCGCGUCGGUUUCGGACCGCGUGUGCGCCAUCGUCGUAGCUGAACAAGACAGGCAAGGGGAGGGGGGGAGGGUAUCCUGGGCGUAGAUGAGAAGACUUGUCCACUUUGCUAUUUCAGUCUGCGCAGAUCAUGUGCAAGAUGCCGACUGGGACGUGGAAGCGACCUAGGAGCCGAGAACGGGCGGAGUAAAUGCGGUGACGGGGGGCACGAAGGUGGGCGGAAAGACACGGAUGGGAAUAUGCAUGUGAGAUGGACAAGAGAUGGAUUGCGAGGACCAUUACAAACACAUGCAAGAAGACGUGUGACGGAAGGAGUCGUGAUUGACGUGGGAUCGGUCACAUGUCACUAGAAGUUUAGCUGCUCCUAGCUCCCAUCUCUGAGCGCCACAGGCGUUAUGGCCCCCCCGGAAUCCACACUUCCCGGAUCCCCUCGUUAAUUGAGGCAAACUAUCAGCAUCCUUUCACCUCUCAGAGAUCGAGACAAGGAGAACGCACGGAAUUUCUGCCAAUCUUGAAUAACAAGCGAAUGAAAUGGGGUGCUCGGUUAGACAGGAUGAAUGAUCACAGAAUCAGUUUGUGAGUCUGGCCGGCCGAGGCCGGCCCGCCAGUGAUCGAUAUGCACCCGUUCGUGGUCUACUGCCUCGGAUGCAGAAUACGGGAGGGCGAAGGCUCCAACUCGCAGUCGGGUUGCGGCCUAGUGGGACUCGGCAAUUGAGACGCGUAUAGACCCCAAUUUUGAGCGAGACCCGAAUCGGCCCCGGAUAACUAUGGGUAUGUGCUUGAAUAGACCCUGUCACUUCAUGCCGCUUCGAACUGACGCUCCCAUGCUUCACGUCCCGUACCUGGAUCACUCUAGUCGUCCACGGAGGAGAAAAGGUGUCGUACAGCGGCGCAAAGCAGGCGAAUUAUGUGUAUCGUUACCACACAGAGCUUGAUUUCCGUGUCCAGAUCAGGCAGCCCUAAUUCGUACCCAUCUGCAUUAUUGGUGCUCGCCAUGGCCACCCCGACGGCUGCUAAACCUGCUCCUGCACCGAGCAUCACUCCGCUGCAAGUCUUCCAGCUUGGCGCAGAUGCGGAAUUCUUGGCCAAGCGAGCCCUGCCUAUCGCACCUGACGGCGAGUACGACUGGGAAGACCAGGCAGAUGCCAGCAACAGUCCCUCUGGUCAUGCUGGGGUGACCAACGUCAUCAACGCUAUCGAGAAGGUUAAAGCGAAGGGCGCCCUCGAAAUGGACCCCAAAGUCGUCGGUGCCUUCCUCGACCAGGCGCUUCACCCACACGCGAUUGAUGACAGGAAGGGCGCUCUUGGCGAUGGCCUGAGCCUCCUGUCCCGACUGCCGCCGACGUCUGACGUGGCCAAAGAGAUGUCCGACAGCGCGAUCGCUAUGUUGUUCAAUACCAUCCCUCACCCUCCGGCCGCACUCCUCGGUCCAGUGCACUCCUUCCGCACCGCGGACGGAGGCGGAAAUAACCUGCAGAUUCCGCAGCUCGGCCAAGCUGGCCAACCCUACGCACGCAGUGUGCAGGGCAAGUGGUGCAAUGCCCCGACGUCGCUGCCGGAUCCGGGCAUCAUAUUUGACACGCUGCUGAAGGCCCGCGAUCGCGUCGAUCACACGGGUGGGAACUCGAGCUUUACGUUUGCAUUUGCGACGAUCGUCAUCCAUUCGCUGUUCCGGACGAACUUGAGGGACUGGAACGUCAACGACACAUCUUCCUACCUCGACUUGAGUCCGCUCUAUGGAAUCAAUCAGGAAACUCAGGAUGCCGUUCGAGAUAAAGCCCAAGGCCGCGGUCUUCUGUAUCCGGACACAUUUUCUGAAGAGCGGCUUAUCUUCCUUCCCCCUGCGGCGAGUGCGAUCUUGGUCAUCCUCAGCCGAAAUCACAAUUAUGUGGCGGACAUGCUGCUGAAAAUCAACGAACGAGGCCGCUGGACUGAUCCGCCCCCCUCUGAUCCCGCUGCUCUCGCGAAGCAGGACGAGGAAAUCUUCCAGACUGCCCGUCUCGUCAACUGUGGCCACUUCAUGGGCCUGAUUAUGUCGGACUACGUUGCCGGUUUCCUCGGCAUGUCCGAAGGCAACGCCUGGUCGCUCGACCCGUUCGACCCGAUCACCGUCAAAGGCACACCGCUCGAGCGCGGACAGGGCAACCACGUCAGCGUAGAAUUCAACGUCCUGUACCGGUGGCACCCGACGCUCUCUGCCGCUGACGAGAAGUGGACGGCCGACGUCUUCAAUCGUGCGUUCAACAACAAGCCGUUCGAUCAGAUCAGCAUGCAGGACUUUGGCGCCGUGUUCGGCAAGACGUUCGCGACCAUCAACCCUGAUCCGAGCAAGCGAGAGUUCGGCGGCAUCUCACGUGGGGCUGAUGGCAAAUUCUCCGACGACGACAUCGCACGCAUCCUGCUCGAUGCCACCGAGUCGCCUGCCGGCGCAUACCGCGCGCGCGGCACACCCGAGUGUCUUCGCGUCAUCGAGAUUCUCGGCAUCCAGCAAGCGCGGCAGUGGGGCGUCUGCACGAUGAACGAGUUCCGCGAGUUCCUGGGCCUGAAGCAGUUUGCGAGCUUCGAGGAGUGGAACAGCGACCCCGAGAUCAGCUCUGCGGCCCGGAGGCUGUAUGGCCAUAUCGACAAUCUGGAGUUGUAUACUGGUUUGCAGUGCGAGGAUACGAUGCCUUUGUCUUCAGGGCUCCGGUUCGCAGCUGGGUAUACGAUGACCCGGGCCGUGCUAGGCGACGCGAUUGCGCUCGUUCGCGGCGACCGCUUCAACACCACCGACUUCACGCGCAAGUCGACUUCUCAAACACUUUCCAGAUCGCUCAUCCACUCUCACAGCGGCGAAUUUGACAACAUGGGGAUUCCAAGACUGGGGGAGAGAGUAAGACCAUCCGAUCUCUCUCGUUUGGAGUCUCAUGUAUCCCCAGUGCCCAAACUUCUCAUGCGACACUUGCCUCGCCAUUACCCCUACAACUCCACCUACGGCUGCUUCCCCUUCUUUACGCCGCAAAAGAUGCAGAACAGCCUCACCAAGCAAGGUCUCGCCGGGCAGUACACCUUCACCCGCCCCGUCGCAACGCCUGUCGUAAAAGUGCUCAACACCUUCACCGGGAUCAAAACCGUGUUCAGCGACCCCGCGCGCUUCAAGACGGUGUACGAGAUGAGCCCUCUCGGGAACGGCUACGGUUUCCUGUUAGCGUUCGACACCCCACAAAAACACGACCCCGAUCUGGCUCUGGCCCUGCACGCGAUCUUCCCGACCGAAUCGGCGCUGAGCGGCUACCGUGUGUGGUACCGCGACAUGACGACGCAGUUCAUCAAGCAACGCUCGUGGAAGUACGACGGCGUUGCCGGCAACUACGUCGACAUCGUGAAACAGGUUAUCAACUCCACGUCGGUGCAUUGGGCUGCUGACCGCAUGUGCGGUCUUCCCUUGAAGACGCCGCAGAACCCGAGGGGGCUUUACACAGAACAGGAGGUGUACGACAUGUUCGCUCUGCUAUUCCAGCUCACUUUCCUGAGCAUCGGGGACAACGAGCACGGCUUCUCGCUUAGGCACGCUGCGAUCCAGUCGGGCGGAGUGCUCCAAGCGCUAAUCGCCAAGAGCGUGCUCGAAAUCGCUCCGGGUAGCGCACCCAACGCGCUUGUCGGCUUUGUUGCGAACGUCUCCAAGUUCCUGUGGCCCCAGCAGGACAAGCCGUGCUACCCGUUCCUCAGCAAGCUCUCGGACACGGGCAAGCCGAUGAAUGAGCUCGUGGCGAUGGUCGUGGGGCUCGCGAUCGGAUCUUCCGUGAACUAUGCGCAGGCGGCCGUGCACGUCAUCGACUUCUAUCUGGACGACGCGCAUGCGGCUGAGCGCGCGAAGAUCUUGCAGCUUGCGCAGAGCGAUGACCCGGCCUCGACCACACUACUGAGAGGAUAUGUCGCGGAAGCGAUGCGUCUAAACCCGCAGUACACCGGUCUCUGGCGUACCUCGGUCGUCGACGCUGAGAUCCCGCAGGGCUCCGGGCUGCCCCCCAUGAGCCUCAAAGCGGGCGACCGCAUCUGGGCCAGUUUCCGGAACGCCAACCUGAACCCGGACGACUUCCCGAACCCCACGUCCGUCGACCCGACGCGCCCCAGCUCGGCGUAUUCCCUGAACGGCGCCGGCUUCCACGCGUGCCCCGGUGUGACGUACGCCGAGCAGACGAUCGCGGAGAUCGUUCGCGUCAUAUUCAAGCUGAAGAAUGUCCGCCGCGCCGCGGGCGAUCCGGGCAAGCUGGCUGGUUUCACGCAGGUCAUCAAUGAGACGGAGACGAACGUGUAUUUGACGCCGUGGGGGGGAACGAGCCCCUGGCCCGGAUCCAUGUUCCUCGUGUAUGAUGAUUGAGUGCGCUAGCUAGAUAUGCUAAGCUGUAUUUGGAACCAUUUGAAAAUCGUCCGUGUCUUUCUCUCUACACAAAUUUCAACUUUCGCUUGCCAUUGAGCUAAGAUGAUAAUACAAUCCAUCGUUAAGCAAUUGCAUCUUGACUUAUCUGGCUGCCACUCUGACAAUAUGUUUCUGGGUACAGGAGGACAAAAGAGGUGAGACCCAGGGUGAAGUUGAAAUUUGGAGUGAAAAGCUGGUACAAUCCUAUGUAGUACAGCAAUCAUCAAACUGGAAUCGGAGCAGCGUUGUGCCAAGGUAUUCUCAAGAAGCAAGAAAAUACCAGGAUGAGAUGGAGAUAUCCCCAACCAAUCAUGAUUUGUUGCAGACACAAGACAGCAGAGUCCCAGCAACAAUAUAAUGUUGAAGUGGUUUUGUAUUGGUGAAUAACACAGUGCAUAAACAUGA